Messenger RNA from Thelazia callipaeda (thelaziosis nematode), 327 nucleotides. Lineage: Eukaryota; Metazoa; Nematoda; Chromadorea; Rhabditida; Thelaziidae. The record is from the annotation of a GenBank genome assembly.
AUGGCAUUCUUGAGCCAUGUUAUCGGUUCAUUACAACUACUGGUUCAAAUUCCACCAUCUGCAGCUGGUUUCGAUUACAGCUGGCAACCAUACGCUGAAGCAGCAAAAAUUGGUUCCAAAGAGUGGUAUCCAGUACAUAUUGGAUUUGCAGCGCCAUGUGUAUUAAUUGUUGAUAAAGAAGGACAUGAAUAUUUAGGAUCAGCUGACUUAAAAGCAGAAUUUGCGGCAACAGUAUUAAGAAAAGAAGCAUUUCGUGUAGAUGGAAGUGCCAUUUCCAAUUUCAAAGUUUUAUGUCGCAAAGAUAGAGAUGACACGCAAGCUAUUUGA